Molecule: messenger RNA, 630 nt
Organism: Penicillium mononematosum
Lineage: Eukaryota; Fungi; Ascomycota; Eurotiomycetes; Eurotiales; Aspergillaceae
Exons: 1
Coding region: 1-630 (209 amino acids)
Source: RefSeq, a predicted model, not a curated record
AUGUCCGUCCUACCAUGCGUCCGCUCUGCGCGUAGCCCCUCAUUCCUCCGCCUCGGAGGCCUACAAUCGCACCACAUCAACCGACCCUCCAUACAGCGGCUGCGCCCGGUCUCUCGCUCUUUGCACAGCAUGUCCAGCUCUAACAAUGUACGGACUAGCCCAAUUUCAUGCCAAAAGCCCUUCUCACUCCGAUCAUCAAUUCCCAAAGCUACGGCGAGGACCUACGCCGACCAAAAAGGAUCCACGGGCAAAGCCGAAGCCGAUCUCCUGGUCGAGGAAUUACAAGAGCUGUAUGAAGUUGCCAAAGACGAGUUUGAAAUUGCCACUGAGAGCACGGACUCAUCCACCAUCUACGCUGCUUCGGACCGUGAGUCUGCCCGUGAUGCUCUCAACCAGCUGUCCACUGUGUACGGCCUAUACACUGCUCGUCCUGGGGAAGUCGAGAAUGAGACGGAUGAGUUAUCAUCUGAGGUAGAGGACUCUGGGGAGAGUGCUAUUGUCGAAACUCAAUAUAAUCCGGCGGAGAUUCCGCAGGGUGUUAAGGAUGAGGUGCGUCGGCGGGUUGGACAUCGGAUUCGGGAGUUGAAGAAUGCUGUUGAGGCGCUUGAGGAGAGGGCCACGGAAGAUUGA